GAUAAAAUAAAAUAUAUUUUUAAAAUUAUUUGUAGUUAUUCAGGAUGUUUAAUAAAGGCAAUAAUUUUAUAAAAUAAGUUAACUAUCACUGUUAAUACUAGGAAAUGAAUGAAAGCAUUAGCACAGCAAAACACAUGAAAUGACCUAAGCUCGCUACUUAUUAACUCUGUUAUUUUUAGUUGUAUCAAUAUUGUAUCAAAACCCUACUCUAAAAUGAGACAAGAUUAUAAUUAUACCUCCCAAAAGAAAUGACUUUCCUCUUGUAUUUGAGUUUCUAUCGUAUAGUUGUGUUCCACUUCAUAGAUCCCAAACCACUUCACAUGAUUACUUAAUACUCUGUGCUAUGAAGCUAUUAUUUCCUCCGUUUUAAAAAUUAGAAACCUGACUUGAUGUUCUGAAAUGGUUUAACCUUGGACUAACAACAAAUUAAUUUCUGAAUACUUUGAUACAUUUACAACUCUAAAUUCUUUAUGAUACUAUGUGAAUUCCCACAUAUAAUUGUGUAUCUGUAUAUAUUUCAAUUAUAAUCCUCUACAUCUAACCUUCAAUAUAUUUUUCAGGCAAUUUGAUGAAAUAUGAUUGCCAUUGGUCAGUUCCUUAACUGACAGCAGUUCUCCCCCAUCCUCAGGUCAUCUGGCAAAAGCUGGAAACAUUUUUGACUGUGAUGAACAGGAAGGUAUUUCUCCUAUCUAGUGCUGUGUCACCAAGAACCACUGGAAAGAUAGGGUUAAGACUGCAAAAUGAGCUGCAAGCCAUAUAUGGAGAAACCCAUUUCUUAAAACCUGCGAUGAACUCCGCUUCCCGUUCUCUCAAACCGGUCUGCUGUGGUUUGUGAAGCCGCCAGCUGAAAACUAGGAACGCAAAGCCAAACUCAGAACCCCGUGGGGCUGGGCGCCAGCACCCCUCCAGGGGGACUCCAGGCCAGAAACACCAAGCAUGUGGGUCACUCUCGUUUCAACGGCCUGGGUGAUUUCUUUUGUCUCUAGUUACUCAUAUACAGCAAAUACUUUGCCAGAUACCAAAAAUGAAGAUUUCAUCAAAGACUGUGUUCGAAUUCACAACAAGUUCCGGUCAAAGGUGAUUCCAACAGCCAGUGAUAUGCUAUACAUGACUUGGGACGCAGCACUUGCCCAAGUUGCAAAAGCGUGGGCAAAAAAUUGUCACUUUGGACACAACCCACAGCUGAAGUCAGGCAAGCUGCACCCAAAAUUCAAUUCAAUGGGAGAAAAUAUCUGGACCGGAUCUUUGUCCCUGUUUUCAGUGUCUCCAGCCAUCUCAAAUUGGUACAGUGAAAUCCAAUACUAUGACUUCAACACUAAGAAAUGUAAAAAUGUCUGUGGCCAUUACACUCAGGUUGUUUGGGCUGAUAGUUACAAGGUUGGCUGUGCAGUUCAAUUUUGCCCUAGAGUUUCUGGCUUUGACACACUUUCCAAUGGAGCACAUUUUAUAUGUGACUAUGGACCACUAGGGAAUUACCCAACUUGGCCAUAUAAAAGAGGAGCCACAUGCAGUGCCUGCUCCACUAAUGACACGUGUUUGGACAAUCUCUGUGCUAAUCUACAGCGAGACAAAGUCACACGUUACUACUCUAUUGUCUAUCCAGGCUGGCCUAUACAUUCACGUAAUAGAUACACAUCUCUCUUUCUUAUUGUUAAUCCACCAAUUAUACUACUGUCUAUUAUAAUUACCCUCUGGGUUAAGCAUAAAUACCCUAAUUUAGUUCUUUUGGAAUAAUACACUGGACAGGGAACUUAUUAACCUAUUUAUGCCAAAAUGGAAAUUUUUUAAAUUAUUGCAUGAAAUUCUUGUUACUAACAAAAGUUCACGGAACAAGAAUUUGUUUAUGUUUUGUUGUUAUGGGCAUUCUACAAAUGAAUCUUUAGGCAGUGAAAAGUUAAUAUAUGGCCUUUUAAACAACAGUAACAUCUGGCUGUAUUUCUAAUUUCUUUUUUAAAAUGUCAGAAUAAAUACGUUGCUGUAGUAAAGCCUUACUCAAAAGAAAAACUGUUCCAUAUCCUAAACUCUAUAGGACAAACUCAUCUUUCCUUUGCACUUUUCUAUGAACAGCAUUGUUUUUAGGUGACCACAGCUAGAUUUUCAGUAAGUGACCUCGUUUCUGUGUUUUAUCUUCCCAAUCUAGAGAGAACGUUAGAUAUAGGUCAGUGCUGGUGAACCUACAGCACGUGUGCUACAGCAGGCUGUUAUCA
This is a messenger RNA of Fukomys damarensis (Damara mole-rat), 2207 nucleotides long. It is a transcript of the gene Glipr1, whose product is annotated as GLI pathogenesis related 1. Gene Ontology annotation, cellular component: extracellular region. NCBI's taxonomy places the organism in Eukaryota, Metazoa, Chordata, Mammalia, Rodentia, Bathyergidae. The coding region runs from base 937 to 1734 and encodes 265 amino acids. The record is from RefSeq and is a predicted model, not a curated record. The transcript has 7 exons.